Molecule: messenger RNA, 1436 nt
Organism: Exophiala xenobiotica
Lineage: Eukaryota; Fungi; Ascomycota; Eurotiomycetes; Chaetothyriales; Herpotrichiellaceae
Exons: 2
Coding region: 274-873 (199 amino acids)
Biological process (GO): microtubule-based movement
Cellular component (GO): cytoplasmic dynein complex; cytoplasm
Molecular function (GO): dynein intermediate chain binding
Source: RefSeq, a predicted model, not a curated record
AUGUUGGUAAUAGAAAUCCUGGGAUCGCGCCAUCCUUGCCACAAAUUGGUGCCUGCGACAAAUCUGAUCGAGAUCUUAUGAUCCUUGAUAGAUCCAUCUGAAGCUUACUUUGACUACACUGUCUCCAGAUUCUCCAGCUUCUCCGGGAAAUCGAUUCCGUUCUCGCAUCUCAACUCGAAUGCAUAGCAGACCACUCACCAGCGCCGUAUCUUGCAACAUGCAAUGAAACCACCAAACACCCCGUGAAGCGCUUUUUCUACGUCUUGUGCAAAUAUGGCACCACCACCAUCAAGAGACAAUCUCAACGGCCCAUCGGUUGACGCCAUGCUACGAGGUCUUACUGACCGGCCCAACGUGCAGUCCACGCUGAUCCUCUCCAGAAGAGAUGGCUCGAUCAUCAGAGCCACGGGUCUCGAACCUUUAGAGAAACAGAACAACACUAGCACAGGGGGAUCAUAUCGAUGGGUGUCAGCCCGGCAGGAGGCACAAAUUGAGCCUGAGAGGGAGGGAGCAACUGGUCCAAAAGAGCUGGAAGCUGAAGACAAACCAGGCCCAACAGAGGUCCUCGCUGCGACCAUAUUUCACUUCGUCAACAGUGCCACCUCUCUCGGAUUGACUCUUGGUAGCACGUCUCGCAAUGCUGCUAGUUCGGAAGGAACCGUCGCUGCAGGUGGCUACGGCAGCACCGCCAACGCAUCAAAAAGCGACGCCGCUGAAGAAGAGUCGGACUCCAAGGCCAGCGAGGAUGAAGUUCAAUUGCUCAGAUUGCGCACAAAACACCAAGAAAUCAUCAUCUUCCCUGAUCCUAAUUACAUUUGCUGUGUAGUUCAAAGAGCAGGCAAAGCGGGUAAUACGGUCGACAACAGACGAUGACUCCAUUUUGUGUACCGUCUUGGACCAGCCCAAGCACGUCCAGAUAUUGUCUAAUCCUCCGCGGAGUCAUGGGCAAAUUGCCGAACGUCAAGACAGCUGUGGAAUCCUCAAGUCGCUACUGAGUAGCUCUAUCAUGCCGGGAUGUGAUAAGGCAAGACAUGUUGCUUCAAAUAUCGCCGACUGCAAACACGAAUCAAUAUCAUGUCGGGGAUCAUUGAACCCCGUUAAUAUGGAUUGGCCACAGAAAGCAGACGCACUCUGGCUCGCUGGCCACUCGCGGUCCCUUACGAAGUACAUCCCCCACCCUUUAUCUUUCCGGGCACCAUGGGGGAAGACAAUGGGUUGCUAUCGCGGGGCUCAAUGCUUAUCAAAAGCGAGCAUGAUGCUCUGGCUUCUCUUAUCACAGCCUAUCGAACCUGAAGAGACUUUGAAUUGCUGUCACUGUGGUAUCAGCACGUUACAAACGUUUUCAUUGCCGCUGAUCUCCUUUUGCCUUAUCAUGCAGCACAAUGCGCAGCGAACAAAUACUUAAAGGGCCACGGAGCCCCUACAUAGAAUGCAAC